Messenger RNA from Xyrauchen texanus (razorback sucker), 4099 nucleotides. RefSeq names its product transcription elongation regulator 1-like. The coding region runs from base 8 to 3043 and encodes 1011 amino acids. The transcript has 21 exons. Lineage: Eukaryota; Metazoa; Chordata; Actinopteri; Cypriniformes; Catostomidae. The record is from RefSeq and is a predicted model, not a curated record. Gene Ontology annotation, molecular function: transcription coregulator activity; RNA polymerase binding. Gene Ontology annotation, cellular component: nucleus.
UCCAGCAAUGGCGGAGCACACAGAGGCUGAAGACAUUAGCCUGGACGCUAACAGCAUGGCACAGCAGCCAGCACUGCGGUUCCCUGCCACUGCCCCUCCUUCUGCCAACCCCUCCAUCCGCAGGCAACCUUUACUGAGCACCCCUGUGCCUCCCUUUGCCAUGAUGAGGGGUCCUCCACCCCCUGCACGACCACCCUUUGGACGAAUCCCCUUUGACCCCAGUGUGCCCCCACCCAUGGGGGCACCACCUUUACAGAGACCGCCGUUCAUGCCUCCGCCAGGUGGAUCCAUGCCGCCUCCUCCCGGCAUGAUUUUCCCACCGGGGAUUCCACCUACAGCUUCUCCUGCUCCCCCAUCCCUCCCCUCUACAGAAGAGAUCUGGGUGGAGAACAAGAGUCCAGAAGGAAAGGUGUAUUACUACAACGCACGUACACGGGAGUCGGCCUGGACAAAGCCGGAAGGGGUUAAGGUGAUCCAGCAGGCCGAGUUGGGUCCAAUGAUGCUGAGCCAGGUGGCGGCGGCCGCAGCAGCAGGUGGGGGUUCCAACGGACCCGGUCCGACUGCCAGCAUCCAGCCUGCAGCCUGCAGCACUUCAGCCUCACACACCGUCCACACCCCCUCCACAGCUAUGAGCUCCACCCACAGUCCCAGCAUUACAGCAGUCUCACCUCUCCUACCAACACCUGUAUCAGCUGCACCUGAAGUCACGGAUAUGCAGUCUGCUGUAACCACAUCCCCCAGUGCCAUGCCAACCCCAUUGCCAAUUGUCAAUCCCCCAACGGUUUCGAUCGCCAUGACGACAGGGCCACCACCUAUGCCAGUGGCAAUGUCCCAUAGUAUGCCACAGUCAGCUGCGCCAAUGCCAGGAUUCCCUCCUGUCAUGGUGCCAUCCUUCAGAGUGCCCCUGCCCGGCAUGCCCAUUCCACUGCCCGGUGUAGCAAUGAUGCAGAUAGUCAGCUGUCCCUAUGUUAAGACUAUCACCCCUACCAAAAACGGUAUGCUCCCUGGCAUGGCACCAUCCUUCGUACCCAUGAUGCCCCCUCAGAUGAUGGCAUCUGGACCAUCAGGACUACCAGGAACUCUGAGCACAUCUGACUGGACUGAGUUCAGAACACUUGAAGGAAAGUCCUACUACUACAAUAAACACACACAGGAGACAACCUGGGAGAAACCAGAGGAGCUUAAAGAGACAGAAAAAGAGAGAGAGAAGGUGAAGGAAUUAAUUGUGGACAUGAAUGACGGUGAAAUCAUGGACAUGGAAGACGGAAGCCCGAUAAUUGACCCUCCAAAAGAGCACAAAGAGGAGCUGAAAGAGGAAGAGAUGACAGAGGAGCAGAAGGCAGCUAAAAAGGCCAAGCCCAUAGCGACCACACCCAUCCCUGGCACACCGUGGUGUUUGGUGUGGACGGGUGAUGAGCGGGUCUUCUAUUAUAAUCCCACCACACGUCUGUCCAUGUGGGAACGGCCGGAGGAGCUGGUGGGACGGGCUGAUGUAGAUAAAGCGAUUCAGGAACCUCCGCACAAAAGAGGCAUGGACAACAGCCACAGACCAGUGCUGGCUAAAGAGGAGCAGGAACCUUCAGUGGCUGAUGAGAUACCUGAAGAUGAACCCAACAAGACCAAGAGAAGAAAGAUAGAGGAGAUAAAGGAGUCAGUCGACUCUGAGGAGGCGGCAAUGGAGGCAGAGCUGAAGGCAGCGAGAGAGAGAGCCGUGGUUCCUCAAGAGGCUCGCAUGAAUCAGUUUAAAGACAUGCUGCUUGAGCGAGGGGUCUCCGCAUUCUCUACCUGGGAGAAGGAGCUUCAUAAGAUUGUAUUUGAUCCUCGUUAUCUGCUGCUCAAUCCCAAAGAGAGGAAACAGGUGUUCGAUCAGUAUGUGAAGACUCGCGCUGAAGAGGAAAGGAAAGAGAAAAAGAAUAAAAUCAUGCAGGUCAAAGAUGACUUCAGGAAAAUGAUGGAGGAAGCCAGGCUGGGUGUCAGAACAACAUUCAGUGAGUUCGCUGCAAAACACGCUAGGGAUUCACGCUUCAAGGCCGUUGAGAAGAUGAAAGACAGAGAAGCCAUUUUUAUCGAAUUCAUGACGGCCUUCAGAAAGAAGGAGAAGGAGAACUCAAAGAACAGAGGAGAAAAGGUGAAGCAGGACUUUUUUGAGCUGCUGUCAGAUUAUCAUGUGGAUGGUCAGCAGCGCUGGAGCAAAGUCAAGGAGAAGAUGGAGACUGACCCUCGCUACAAAGCCGUAGAAACCUCUGCAGCCAGAGAGGAACUCUUCAAGAGCUAUGUGGAGCGUCUUGCCAAGAACCCAAACUCUGAGAAAGAGAAGGAGCUGGAGAAACAGGCCCGGAUAGAGGCUAGUCUGAGGGAGAGAGAGCGGACGGUGCAGAAAUUUCGCUCUGAACAGACCAAAGAGAUCGACCGUGAGAGAGAACAGCACAAGAGAGAGGAGGCCAUCCAGCAUUUUAAAGCGCUCCUAUCUGAUAUGGUAAAGUUGCCUGAUGCCGCGUGGUCAGACACACGCCGGACACUGAGGAAAGACCACCGCUGGGAGUCAUCCUCACUCCUGGAGAGAGAAGAGAAAGAGAGGCUCUUCAAUGAGCACAUCGAGGCUCUCGCCAAGAAGAAAAAGGAGCAUUUUCGACAACUUUUGGACGAGACGACCUCGAUCACUUUGAUGUCAUCGUGGAAGGAAGUGAAGAAGCUCAUUAAAGAAGAUCCCAGAUGCAUCAAGUUCUCCAGCAGUGACAGAAAAAGACAGAGGGAGUUUGAUGACUACAUCAAAGACAAGUACAUUACAGCCAAAGCAGACUUCAGAACACUUCUAAAAGAGACCAAGUUCAUCACCUACAAAUCUCGUAAAUGGAUGCAGGAGUCCGAGCAGCACUUGUCGGACAUCGAGAAGAUCUUGCAGAAGGACAAAAGGUACCUGGUGCUGGACUGUGUGUCAGAGGAGAGGCACAAACUCCUCAUGGCGUAUGUGGAGGAGCUGGACCGCAGGGGGCCUCCUCCCCCUCCCACUGCCUUUGAACCCGCUCGCCGCUCCACCAAGUGAUAACAUAAACACCUCCCAGAUCUCCAUUCUCCAGUUCUUGACCCCACACUACCCACCAUUCACAUAAUAGACUCUCUCUCAGAAACUGUCAAAUAGAUUACUCCAGUCCUAAGUUUCAUAGUCAAACUUUUGAAAGUCUAAGGUGAGCUGGGUCAUUUCCCUUAGAGUGAUUGUAUGGGUCGAGUAAACCAACCCUAAAUCAGUAUGUAGGAAUAAUUGGUAAAAGGAAUAGUUCACCCAAAAAUUUUAAUUAUGUCGUCAUUUACUCACCCUCAUGUUGUUCCAAAACUAAUUUACAUAUUAGGGUGAACUGUCCCUUCAAGGGCACAUGGGUACACACCUGUUUAUGUGUUUCAUGUGCUGGACACCCAACUCAUGCCAUCGAGAACAUCAUCAAAUAAUGACCAAUCAAAUCAGGUGAGCAUAAGAUACAAAGUAGCUAUUUGGACCAACAGGGGAGGGUUUUUCUGGACAUGUGUCCCGGUUAUCCCCACAAUGACAUACACUUCAUCCGUAUAGUCUAAAGCCACUUUACAUGAUGACUUAAGAUGUUAGAGAAUCUGACUUGUGCUUGGGUAACAGUUCUAAAGGGUCUGCUGGUGCCUGUCGACCUGUUUCCUCCUAUCAGCCUGGUCUAGUCACCUGUGGCGGUUCCUGAUCGCCCAGCAUGAAUUCCGUUAUCGGCCUCCCAUCGUUUUCUCCAUGCCUUUGAGAAACUGUGAUUUGUUGAAAUUGGGAGAACCUCCUGGUUUCUGAAACAUUGUUUUGGUGACUGUAGUCACCCACAGGGAUAUUCAAGAAUUACUAAAGCUUCUCUGUGCAUUUGUCAUUUUAACAGACUGUUUGAUCGACAUGUGAAAUGUUUCUAGAUGAUGAGUAUGUAUGGAUAUGUAUUCAUUCAUUAGCUCGUUUACAAUGCGUUAUAACUGACUGUAUGAACACUGGCAGUUGACCAUGUCGAUUUGUCAUACGGUUUAAUUUAAUUGUUCAGAUGUUUCUUAAAAAAUAUCUUGUUUUUUGGACUUGCUUUAUGUACAGCUGAACUUGAAUAAAAGA